Molecule: messenger RNA, 845 nt
Organism: Centruroides sculpturatus (bark scorpion)
Lineage: Eukaryota; Metazoa; Arthropoda; Arachnida; Scorpiones; Buthidae
Exons: 2
Coding region: 30-818 (262 amino acids)
Molecular function (GO): zinc ion binding; nucleic acid binding
Source: RefSeq, a predicted model, not a curated record
UUCCCAUUGUAGUUACAGGGUUUUUGGGAAUGAUCCCUACCUUCUCAAAUUCCCCGAGCGAUAAUGUUAAUAUAAUUCAGUUUUUCCGCACGAUGGAUAACAUAGCGCGACUAGCAAAAUGGGGAGAUGAUGUUAAAAUUGCUGUUUUACAAGCCAAACUGAAGGGAGAUCCGUUAAGUACGUUUAUGUGUUUGUUAGAGCACACCCCCAUACCAGAUUUCGGAGAAAUAAAGCGGAAUUUGAUAAAAUGCUAUGAGAAGUUUGAAGGUAGAGAGAGAGGGCAUUUGGAUCAAUUGCUGAACAUAAAGCAAGGAGGGAGAGAAUUAAUUAGUGAUUAUAUUGUUAGGACAAAGACGGUUAUGUCCAGGGCCAUCCAGGAAAACCGUACUGUUGUUUCGUUCAAGGAUGACGUCAUUAAGGAAAGAUUUAUUAGAGGUCUCCAUCAGAAUAUCCGUUGCCAUGUGAGCCGCCGUGAGCCUGAGACGUUAGAACAGGCCUUCGAAUGGGCCGAGAAGGAGGAACGUGUGGAGAGAGAAUGUGGUAGCUCACGGGAAAUUAGAAAUAUAGGUUACAAUGCCCACAGUGAUCAACGGUGUGAGGAGGGAAGGGAAAGCGCUAAUCCUGUAAUGCUCCACAGAGAUGACGAUCGCUUGGCAAGUUUAGAAAAAGGUAUGAAAUCCCUUCUCGAAGUCGUGACGAAGCUAGUCGAAACCCGGCCAGAAAGGCGCGACUAUCCCGGCCGCCGGUGCUUUAUUUGCGAUAGCCCGAAUCAUCUUGCCCGUAGAUGUCCAAAUCGUAAGAGCCAUGCUUUAAACUAGGACAGGAACUCGAUGACGGUCAGCGUA